CGCGCCGCCGCAGUGCGCAGAGCAGGGCUGGUCCUCGCCAGCCACGCACGGGAGGGGCGCGCUCCGGGGCCGGCACCCUUCCCAGCGCGGUGCCCGUCCCGCAUCCUCCUCCUGGUCCCCUCCCGUCGCCGACUGCAGCCCCGGGCCCCGCCAUGGGGAAUGUGCCAUCCGCGGUGAAGCACUGCCUCAGCUACCAGCAGCUUCUCCGGGAGCAUCUCUGGAUCGGGGAUUCAGUGGCAGGGACGCUCGACCCCGCGCAGGAAUCAUCUCAGUUAUCUGGACUCCCUGAGUAUGUUAAAAUAGUAGAAGUUGGACCUAGAGAUGGAUUGCAGAAUGAAAAGGUUAUAGUUCCUACAGAUAUAAAAAUUGAAUUUAUCAAUCAACUUUCCCAAACUGGCUUGUCUGUAAUAGAAGUAACCAGCUUUGUGUCUUCCAGAUGGGUACCACAGAUGGCCGAUCACAGUGAAGUGAUGAGAGGCAUUCAUCAAUAUCCAGGAGUUCGAUAUCCUGUCCUUACUCCUAAUCUUCAGGGUUUUCACCGUGCCGUUGCAGCUGGAGCUACUGAGAUAUCAGUUUUUGGAGCUGCAUCUGAAUCCUUUAGCAAGAAGAAUAUUAACUGUUCCAUUGAAGAAAGUAUGGGAAAGUUUGAAGAGGUCGUUAAGUCUGCAAAACAUAUGAAUAUUCCAGUACGAGGGUAUGUGUCUUGUGCCCUGGGCUGUCCGUAUGAAGGAAGCAUUACACCGCAAAAAGUGACAGAAGUGUCUAAGAGAUUAUAUGGCAUGGGCUGUUAUGAGAUCUCUCUGGGAGACACAAUUGGAGUGGGAACUCCAGGAAGCAUGAAAAGAAUGUUGGAAAGUGUCAUGAAAGAAAUCCCUUCAGGUGCUCUUGCUGUUCACUGUCAUGAUACAUACGGACAAGCCUUAGCAAAUAUCCUUAUGGCCCUUCAGAUGGGAAUUAACGUAGUCGACUCUGCAGUAUCCGGAUUAGGUGGUUGCCCUUAUGCAAAAGGUGCUUCUGGGAAUGUAGCCACGGAGGAUUUGGUAUAUAUGCUUAAUGGCCUGGGUCUCAAUACAGGUGUGAAUCUUUACAAAGUGAUGGAAGCUGGUGACUUUAUCUGCAAAGCUGUGAAUAAAACCACAAACUCAAAAGUAGCACAAGCCUCCUUCAAUGCUUGACUUGAAUGGAUUUAUGACUUAAGGUUGAGAAGAUCCAUUUCAGCUACAUAUAUUCAUCUGAAAAUCAUUAAUGUUAACUUGUUCUGAAAUGUGAAGCAAUAGACAAGAGUGGGGGGAAAAGAUACUUUAAAAAAGAUUAUAACUGGAAAGAUUAUGAAGUCGACAGAAAGAAAUACCAGUCAUCAGGUAAAUUGCAAGCUGAGGAUGAAUAAUGAAACUUGUAGGCACGCUUUUGAACUUGGAAAAAAGUCUAUUCUUUUGCUUUUAUAGAAAUAACUUUUUAAUUCAGUAGAGGUGAAAAUUGACUUCAGAUUUCCCUAAGUAUCAAAUACUGUGUUAAUACUUAAUCAAGCUGGCUUAGCACAGUGUAUGUAUUGUCAGUAGUUUAUGAGCUCCUGCACAGAGUACAGAAUGUGUGGCCUCGAUAUUAUGCGUUAUGCCUCUGGAUCUCAACUUUCCAUUUGCCAAGUCAGUUAAGUUAUGGACCAAGAGCCAAAUCUCCGUUUGACCCUACAUAAUUUUCAGCAACAGAACUUUUUAUAUUUCAAAUAUGGCUAACAUCUGUUAACUAUUUCAAUGACUUUAUCUUAUUCCAAGAGACUGUGGUCAAUGGCAAAAUGCCAUAUCCUGGAAACAUAUUAUGACCUCCCAUGUUUGUUACAUGCAUCCAGUUUACCAUACUUUACCUUUCAUCGGUUACAGUAAAACUCAUUGUGGUGUUGCUCAACUAUUGAGAAAUUCUAAGGUAUGAUUUUUGUACUGAUAUCUAAGUUGCAGUGAUGAGAAUAGGUUGAUAUGUGUACCAUAAUCUACUUUUAUAAUUUUCACAUGACUUCCAAAUUUCCAAAGGAAAUAUUAUCGUGAUUCUAAGAAUAUUAAGACAGGUUUUCAAUUAUAAAAUAAGCUCUUUUCCAUUAAUUCAGGGUGCUUUGAUUACAUUACAUUAUUUUUCGGUUGACUUUUUUAAUGGUUAUUUUUAAAGUUGAAGUGGCUGAACUUUAGUCUAUUGUAAUAGAAAGCAUUGCUAGAAAUAGCAAAAAUUAAUAUAUCAAAGAUUAAGAGGUGAGUGGGAGGACUAUGUUAAGAAAAAACAUUUGUGUAACCUAUCCAAAUCAUAUGGGAAUAGCAUCAUUACAGGUGGGUUUGAAAAGUCAGUUUUAUUAUUUAUAUAGACUUCUUCAAAACUGGGUGAUUUUAUCUUUGAAUAAAUUUGAAUAUAAAUUGAAAUAUGAAAGUGAGCAUUGUGAGCUUUCUAGUAAAUAUUUGUUAAAACCAUUGAAAUAAAAAGAAAUUUAAGAAAA
Galeopterus variegatus (Sunda flying lemur) is the source of this 2476-nucleotide messenger RNA. It is a transcript of the gene HMGCLL1, whose product is annotated as 3-hydroxymethyl-3-methylglutaryl-CoA lyase-like 1. The transcript has 9 exons. Gene Ontology annotation, cellular component: cytosol; endoplasmic reticulum. Gene Ontology annotation, molecular function: hydroxymethylglutaryl-CoA lyase activity. Gene Ontology annotation, biological process: L-leucine catabolic process; ketone body biosynthetic process. Bases 153 to 1175 code for a protein of 340 amino acids. NCBI's taxonomy places the organism in Eukaryota, Metazoa, Chordata, Mammalia, Dermoptera, Cynocephalidae. The record is from RefSeq and is a predicted model, not a curated record.